Molecule: messenger RNA, 1844 nt
Organism: Aspergillus saccharolyticus JOP 1030-1
Lineage: Eukaryota; Fungi; Ascomycota; Eurotiomycetes; Eurotiales; Aspergillaceae
Product: serine/threonine-protein kinase
Exons: 5
Coding region: 405-1631 (408 amino acids)
Biological process (GO): cellular response to oxidative stress; protein phosphorylation
Molecular function (GO): calmodulin binding; calcium/calmodulin-dependent protein kinase activity; ATP binding
Source: RefSeq, a predicted model, not a curated record
GCUGUCUCUUUUCCUAAUUUCACAAUACAGUCAAAGCUCAAAGGACUCACUCAGCCCCUUUUCGAGUCAAACCCAUUGCAUCGUCCAUGUGUGCCUGAGCUGUUAGUGGCCAAGUUUCCCCCGCGAAUCCCGCAUUAGGACGCCCUCCCCACCACUGCACCAAGUCCGAUCGCGAUAGGACGAGACAGCCCCUCCCUCCUUGCUUCCCCUUUACCCCCCAAAAGGCUUGCAUGUUCUUCCUGGCAAACAAAAAGCUCGGAAGUCUGUUCCCUUUGCACUUAUCAGCUCACUUUCCCCUCCGUUGAGCUCGUGGCAGCACAGGCUGUUGCUGUCGUUUUUCGGCUUAUAUAUACCCUUUCUCAUCGACUUUCCACACUCUUAGACUCCUGCAACGAUUUGAAUCAAUGGCAUCGCAAGCGCAAACAACCCAGCGCCCCAAAGUGCAGCCCUGUCGGUACAAGACUGGCAAGACGCUAGGCGCCGGUUCCUAUUCCGUGGUGAAAGAAUGUGUGCACAUCGAUACUGGCCGAUACUAUGCGGCAAAGGUGAUCAACAAGCGUUUAAUGGCUGGGCGUGAGCACAUGGUCCGCAAUGAGAUCGCUGUGCUUAAGAAGGUAUCGAUGGGCCAUCAGAAUAUAUUGACCCUGGUCGACUACUUCGAGACCAUGAACAACCUAUACUUGGUCACCGACCUGGCGCUCGGUGGAGAGCUCUUUGAUCGCAUCUGUCGGAAAGGCAGCUACUAUGAAUCCGACGCAGCGGAUCUCGUCCGCGCGAUUCUGUCCGCGGUUGCGUACCUACACGAGCAUGGCAUCGUGCAUCGCGACCUCAAGCCAGAGAACCUCUUAUUCCGGACCCCUGAGGACAAUGCAGAUCUUCUGAUUGCAGAUUUCGGCUUGUCUCGGAUCAUGGACGAGGAGCAGUUCCACGUUCUCACCACUACAUGUGGCACACCCGGAUACAUGGCACCUGAAAUUUUCAAGAAAAGCGGCCAUGGAAAGCCAGUGGACAUCUGGGCCAUUGGUGUUAUCACUUAUUUCUUACUCUGCGGCUACACCCCCUUCGACCGCGACUCCAACCUAGAAGAGAUGCAGGCCAUCCUUGCAGCCGAUUACUCCUUCACGCCUAUCGAGUACUGGCGCGGCGUCUCGCACGAUGCGCGGGAUUUCAUCAAACGCUGCCUAACAAUUGACCCCACCGCGCGCAUGACGGCCCACGCCGCCCUCCAACAUGUCUGGGUCAACCCGCCGUACGACACAGAGGCCGACAACUUCGGCUCGGGCGAGGAUCUCCUGCCGACUGUGAAGAAGAACUUCAACGCACGCCGCACGCUUCACAAGGCCAUCGACACUGUACGCGCCAUCAACAAGCUCCGUGAAGGAGGCGGACUCAUGAUGGACGGCGUCAUGAGCGUCGAUCCCAAGCCCGAGCACGUCGUCGGGAACGACGUCUACGAGGAGCAGCAACAGUAUCAGUAUUCCCACCCUGUUGGCCGUGCCGACCACGAUGGGGACAUGGAGAUCGAUGGGCGGAGCAAUGCCCGCGGCCAGACAGAGGAACAGAUCAGAGCGCAGGAACGGAAGGUCAAAGAGACGGUGGCAGGGUUGUGGAGCAAGUCCGCGAAGAGAUGACAUGGAUAAAUUCUUUAGUGUCUGUCAAAUGCUUGAUAUAGCCUAGAUACCUCAUUUGUUGUCAUUGCUUUCCCUUCCCCCUUUUCUUGGCUGAUACAUAUCUAUUAUCUUGCGGGUCGAGCCACCAUACAUUGUUACAUUGCUGCACACCAGGUUCAAAUCUAGAUCGAAAUAACAAGCUGCGAAUCAUGAUGCCGAGCGGCACGUACGUCC